UUUCGAUUUACUUUUUCAAGGUUUCUUUGAUUCGCUCAUGUUCUUAUAUUCGAAUCUUGAUCUUCUCUUUGCAUAUAAUAAUUCAGAAACCCUUUUUCAAAAGAUGUUUUCCUCUUUCCCCACUUCAGUUUUAUUCAUCCCCAAUUUCUAAUUCACGCCACAUCUCUCCACCCUUUCUCUUUCUUUGAAACGUAAACGAGUUUUUGUUGUUGUUUGUUCCAUCUGAUGUUUAGUUUCGACUCAUCUUAUCAUCAUCAAUCACCAAUCAACUCUUCAUCGAGCUCGAUCCCUUCUAAUUUCCUUCACCCCACCUAUUCCUGCUCUUUUUCCCGUUUGAAUUUCAUCAAAUUCCGCCUUAAAAUUUGAUUUCGGAAACCCAUUAGGGUUUCUUCGUAUUUUCUCGAGUUGAAGGAUUUUGAAAAAAUGGGGGAUCGGUUUAGAUCGGCCACGCAGUUGGACGACUUGCCGUUGCAUUUGAUUUUUGAAAUCUUGACAUCCGGCGGCCUAUUGGGUGUGAUGGAUCUUGUGUGUUUGGAGCUAACCAAUUCAACUUUUCGAGGUACUCAUGGAUUGGUUCCUCACAAGUUGAAAUCAUUGGUCGAUUUUGCAGCUUUUCAGGUUUGUGGAUCACAUCCUAUAUACGUUUGCUUGAGUUACAGAGCUCAGGAAGAGCUAUUAACUCGAUGUGCUGGAAAUUGGAAGAGAAUUUUGAGGUUCUUGCAGUCAGUUCAUCAGUCCUCAGACGUGGUUGAAACUUCUGAUGGCAAUCAGAUGCAAAUUAGGAGUGGAAGGUAUCAUACGUUACUGAUCAAGGAUUCAACGGUUUACUCUUGUGGUUCUAGUUUGUGUGGCGUUCUUGGUCAUGGUCCUGAAACAACACAAUGUGUAGCAUUCACUCCGAUCAAGUUCCCAAAUCAUGCCCACGUAACGCAUGUUUCAGCUUCCCACAAUCAUGCCGCCUUUGUGACACAAUCGGGAGAGGUUUUCACAUGUGGUGACAACUCGUCCUUUUGUUGUGGGCAUAGUGAUACAAGCCGUCCAAUAUUCAAGCCUAGGUUGGUCGAAGCACUAAAGGAAGUCCGUUGCAAGCAGGUUGCAGCGGGGGUUAGCUUUACUGUGUUUCUAACAAGAGAAGGUCAAGUAUACACAUGUGGGACCAGUGCACACGGCCAACUCGGCCAUGGUGACACCCUGGACCGACCAACACCAAAACUUGUGGAAGCCCUUGUGAGCGUGGGCCCCGUUGUCCAGAUUGCUGCUGGUCCGGGUUAUGCCCUUGCUGUCACCAAUGAUGGAACCGUUUAUUCAUUUGGUUCUGGAACCAAUUUCUGUCUUGGCCACGGGGAGCAGCACAAUGAGCUACGCCCUCGGCCACUCCAGUCGUUCAGGAGAAAGGGCAUCCACAUUGUCCGUGUCUCUGCUGGUGACGAACAUGUCGUUGCACUCGAUUCUAACGGAUAUGUCUACACUUGGGGGAAAGGCUAUUGUGGGGCACUUGGCCAUGGGGAUGAGAUCGAUAAGACGACCCCCAAGCUCCUGAGUAGCCUCAAAACUCACCUCGCUGUUCAGGUGUGUGCAAGCAAGAGGAAAACCUUUGUGUUGGUGGAUAAUGGAUGUUUAUAUGGAUUUGGAUGGAUGGGUUUUGGCAGUUUGGGGUUUCCAGAUAGAGGGGUAUCAGAUAAAGUCUUGAAACCUAGCAUGCUUUCAAGUCUAAAGGAUCAUCACAUUUCUCAAGUCAGCACAGGUUUGUAUCAUUCGGUCGUGGUCACUAGUCGAGGCCGCAUAUUUGGAUUCGGAGACAAUGAACGAGCCCAGCUCAGCCACGAUAAGUUAAGAGCUUGUCGCGAACCGAGCGAAAUCUUGGUUCAAGAAGCUGCUGGUGGUACCCUUCCUCCAUGACCACAAAGAUUAGGAUCAACUACAGGUAUUCAAAAGGUUAGGAGGUGUUUGUUCUGUUGCAUCAUGUUUUGUACCGUUUGUUUGUAUGAAUUUAGAUAAAUUGUCCGUUUAUUUUUUACGUUAGAUAAACAACUCGAAAAACAUAACCACGCCGUCUUACGGAUAUUUGUUUCGUAUAUGUCGAAAAUAAAUUCCUUUUUACAUUUUCUA
Molecule: messenger RNA, 2109 nt
Organism: Cynara cardunculus var. scolymus (artichoke)
Lineage: Eukaryota; Viridiplantae; Streptophyta; Magnoliopsida; Asterales; Asteraceae
Product: ultraviolet-B receptor UVR8
Exons: 6
Coding region: 424-1899 (491 amino acids)
Source: RefSeq, a predicted model, not a curated record